AGGAAGAAGCAGAAGGGGAAGCUUCGCGGCUAGAGCGGCAGAGUGGAGGGGGAAGGCCCCCGUUGUGAUGCCCCCUGAUGUCAGCUGUCCGCUGUCCGUCUGCGCUACGCACUUGCUUGCACCCGGAACCCAAACAAAAACACCAGUGAAAUCAAUAAUUGUGGGGUCGGGGUGGGUCAGGUCGGGUCGUUGUCGUUAGUCGAGCUCGACGUUCGUGCAGAUACUGCAGCCUGCAGACUCCGUCCGCCACUUGGUCCCCCGUUUCUGCUACGUCUGUUUUGUGUUCUUGCUGGGACCAUCGGGACAUGUCCUGAUGGCGUCCUCACUUAGGAUGUGGGCACUGUUGUUGCUCUCUAUUCACUGUCUGGCCUUUAGCACCGGUCAGAAUGAGGAGCCUGGCGAAUACUCGUUCAAGUUUGACUUGGUGCUGGGUACAGACGGCGAGGAUGUGUCGUCGGACCCGUUGGACGCAGACAGUUCAAGCGAUAUGAAAAUAUAUGUCAAAAAUGAGGAAGAGUUGGCAAUGAUUGUGGAUAUAUUUGCAGAAGAUAUGAUGACUGACAAAAACACUAAGGAUUUGGACGCACCUAUUGACGCGCCUCAACAAGAAACUAAAGAACCACUUGUAGUUCGCAAGGAAGCUUUCUGUCUUGGAUGUCCAACUGCCAUAGAUCUGUCCAUUCCUGAAAAUAGAAACACCCUUCACAAAUAUCUAGAUACCCCUAUCAAUUUGCUGCUCCCUGAAAGCCGUCGUUAUAAAUCAGUAACGCCGACCAUCUUGUCAGCCACUAAACAGGUUGAAUCUGACAUCAAGUAUGCUAUCACAUUUGCCAUCGAUCUUAUCCCAUGUGCUGAUAAGGGCACUGAUGGGGAAGAGUGCUCCCCCCUGCCAGCUGAAAGACAUCUCUGUACUGUUGAGUUUGUUAGAGAUGAAGCUGGGACCAAGUUUUCAUACAACAACUGCACAUCUGAUAUGUUUGUAAAUCCACCUGCAAAAGCUCCAGAAUCUAAUGAAAGUGGUGUAGACGCCCCCUUUGAGCUAACACAGUCAAUGAAAGAUGAAAAGAAACCCAUGGAUGAGGGCGAUUCCUCUCUAAAUAUCACUGAUGAUGUUAUGGCGGUUGAAAAUGUUCGCAAACGUCGUUCAUCUGAUCAAGGAGCAUUGAGGGAUAUUGACAAGAAUGAACAGGAUUUGGUUUACCGAUUUGCUGAGCUAGCUGUGCGAACUCUUGAUGAAGUGGAUCCUGACAAUAAUAAAAGGAUUCUUUUGGGAGUGACUGAAGCGAAAAAGCAAAUUGUUAAUGGAAUAAUGUACCACCUAGUUAUGCAAGUAGGAACUUCUACCUGCCAAGAAAAUGAAGAAGGACAUUCCGGUGCUGAAUGUGUAGAAAACCAACUCUACCCUGAAAAGAUGUGUCGGGUCAAAAUUCUUCGCAGUUGGGCAGAUGAGUCUCCUCUGAAUGCAAAGGUGGUGAGAUGUGAGUGUGCUGAUGUGUGGCCUGAAGACCUUCCUCAAGAACCUUGGUCUGGAAGGACUCGGCGUAGCACCCAAGAUAACUGGCCAAGCACUGAAGGUUGGAAAGACUAUGACUUAAAGGAUGGCUCCCAGAGUGAUUGUUUAGAAAAAGUAAUGACUUCAUUUCAAGAUGUCUUGAAUGUCACGGAUGUAUCCAAAGUAGCAACCAUACGAGAUGUUCACACCAGGGUCAACAAAGAGACUUCACAGCCAGAGAUGGUUGUUACGAUUGUCUUGACUGAUGCAGCCAAAUUGAAAAUGAUGGGGGAUGUUAAAAAGCCAAUGGUUGUGUCAUCUCGAGUUGUUUGCACCCAGAGAUUAAAGAGGUCAUCUGGUAUCCCUGGAGGGUUAUCGGAUGCUGAUGUCAAUGAUCCGUAUUUCAAGGAAAUAACAAACUUUGGCGUGUCUGAAAUACAAAAAUCAGUCAACAGCCCUUACCAGCAUGUGCUCGUGAAGAUAAUAGAAGCCAAGCGUCAAGUUGUUGCGGGAACUUUGUUUCAUUAUAAAAUUGAAAUUGCGCCAACUUCCUGCUUGAAAACUGACCAAUCCUCAAACCAGAAUUGUAAUGCUACUAGCUCUGAGAAAUUGGUCUGCACUUUUAAAGUAUGGGAUCAGCCUUGGACUAAAUUGCGUGAAGUCAAAGAUGUGGAGUGUGGUAACUCUCGCUCUAAACGAGAAAUGGCUCUUGGCGGACCUCAGCAGAUUGAUGUUGAAGACCCGUAUGUGAAAGAGCUGGCUGGCUUUGCCUUGGUGGAGAUUGAUAAGGGCCUGAAUAGUCCUUACCAACAGAAAGUAGUGAGAGUUGUUGAAGCCAAAACUCAGGUUGUUGCAGGAACACUUAUGCAUUUAAAAUUAGAGCUUGCUACAACGAACUGUUUGAAAAGCGAGAAACUUGCUGCUGAAAACUGUGUCCAUGAUUCGGACCAGCCCACUACUAUGUGCAGUCUAAAGGUGUGGGAUCGUUCAUGGUUGAAAAAACGGGAACUCCAAGAUUUGCAGUGUGGCAGAACCCGCACUAAGAGGGAAGUUUCAUCACAGCCCACUGGUCCUGCAGAUGCUACUCAAAAGUCUGGCUCCCAUUCCAAGGCGUCUUUCCUUCAUGUGGAUGUAGACGAUUUAUAUAUUAAAUCCUUAGCCAAGUAUGCUCUUGGAGAGAUGGACAAACAAACAAACAGCCCUUAUCAGCACAAACUGUUGUAUAUUGUAUCAUCUCAAGUUGAGCACACCAAGAUUACCAGGGUGAAACUUAAUUUGUAUGUUACUCUCUCUUCUUGCAAGAAGUCAUCACACUACAGAGCCUGCCCGGUCUUGUUGGGUGCUGCUAAACACCUAUGCAAGGUGGACCUGUUCCACAAUGUAGUUACUGGGGUGAAAGGAGUGACGAGUAUCCAAUGUGAUGAGCAUGCUUUGAGUGCUCCCCACAAUGAAGAGAAAUUGUUUGCAGAAGAAAAUAGUGACAUACACGCUGAACUCUUCCGUGGUUUCAUGCGCCGCUUCAACAAAACCUACGUAUCUGAUGAAGAAUUACAAAAACGCUACAAUAUCUUUCAACAUAACUUGAAGUACAUUCGUCACAUGCAAGAUCAAGAGCAAGGGACUGCUCGCUAUGGGCCUACCAUAUUCGCUGAUUUAACCUUGGAAGAAUUCAGAGGAACAUACCUUGGAUUAAAACCGGCCCUAAAACAGGAAAAUGCUAUACCUGCACCUAUGGCAGACAUCCCGAAUAUAAAGUUGCCCACUUCCUUUGACUGGAGAGAGCAUAAUGCUGUGACUCCUGUCAAGAAUCAGGGCGCUUGUGGAUCUUGCUGGGCGUUUGCUGUCACAGGAAAUCUUGAGGGACAGUAUGCCAUAAAACAUGGCAAACUUCUGUCACUCUCUGAGCAAGAGCUGGUUGACUGUGACACCCUGGAUGAUGGAUGUAAGGGAGGCCUUCCGGACAACGCUUAUCAUGCUCUGGAGCAGUUGGGGGGCAUUGAACUUGAGAAGGAUUACCCAUAUGAAGGAGCAGAUGAGCAGUGCCACUUCAACAGCAGCAUUGCCAGAGUCCAUGUCAAGAGUUCCGUCAAUAUUACAACCAACGAAGAUGAUAUGGCCAAAUGGCUUGUCAAGAAUGGUCCAAUUGCCAUUGGCAUUAAUGCCAAUGCAAUGCAGUUUUACAUGGGAGGUGUGUCACAUCCUCUCCAUUUCCUGUGCAAUCCCAAAGAUCUAGAUCAUGGUGUCCUCAUUGUCGGAUUUGGUGUUCACACAACUUCCAUCCGUCACAAGGUCAUGCCAUAUUGGCUUGUGAAGAAUAGUUGGGGCACUUUCUGGGGUGAAAAGGGCUACUAUCGUGUUUUCCGAGGUGAUGGGUCGUGUGGAGUGAACCAAAUGGCUUCCUCUGCUCUGGUUGACUAAAAUGGGCCUACUGAGAAGCAAAACCAGUACUUCAUGUGAAUUAAAUUUACUCAUUUUUACAAUUUUUCUUUUAUGUGUACUUCCUAGUCUAGAAAAUUAGCUUAUUCAUAUCAAUAUGCUUUAGGUGUUUAUUAGCACCUGUUGAUAAAUCUGUUUCAAUCAGCCUGUUUAUUUAAGUCCCUUAGAAGUUGUUCUAGUUUAAGCACAAUUUGUUUCAGAGAACAUUUUGAACUUUGGUUGUGAGACAUGAUUUAUUUUCCGUGAACCAAAAAGGAAUGAAUCUCAUUUUUUAAAUUUCCUUUGCUAUGAUUGUUUUCUCCUUUCCACUGUUAGGAAAGUGACAUUUGUUUCUUUUACUUAUUAAUUAUAUUGAAGAGAAAAACUUACGAACUAAUCUUACAUUUCUAAUGGUAAGGAAGUUACAAUAUGGUUAAGUUUUUUUUUUAUUCUGUUCUACGCAACUGAAUACAUCUUUUAGUUUUUCUGUGGUGCUGUAUAUGUAGAAUGUGAUACUGACUGUUGCCUAAAACAAAGUUAAUUUGGUCCAUCAUUUAUUUACUUUAUAACAAAAUAAUUUAAGUGAGAUGAUCAAAUGAAUCUUGAAUCUUUGUGAAUCAUGAGUUUUGAAGUGUCUCUUUUAAUUUUAGAAAUUUUACCUGUAACAAAAUUUGGUUUAAUUUGUUAUUUUCAGCUUAGAGACUUGGAGACUUAAAACUUUCUGCUUGUGAAGACCAUUGUUAUUUUUUAAUUAAUGUUACAACCCAUAGGAUUUUUUUUAGACAAUCCAUGUCAAAGUUAUAUGUGUGUCUUGAGAGCUGUGAGACUCUCCUUUCUUAAAUAUGUUGAAUUGAACUUAAAUACCAAUAGUAGAAUGGGUAACACCGCAAAGAGGCUUCUGUCAGAUAUUGGCAUGAUAUUAUGUUGUGGUGUGGUGAUGUCUCUAAGAUACUCAGUUUACUUGAUACGUAAGUCAUUAUGUGUGCCAAAUCUUCCAUGACGGCUACUAUGUAAAUGAUCUGUGAUUGUGAUAAUGACGCCUGGGUUGGCUGUUGUGUACAGUGCCAUUGUAAGGAAACAUCUCGUAGUUGUAACAUGCCACUUCAAGACUAAUAAAGUAUCAAUAGAAUUUCA
Molecule: messenger RNA, 5041 nt
Organism: Thrips palmi
Lineage: Eukaryota; Metazoa; Arthropoda; Insecta; Thysanoptera; Thripidae
Exons: 22
Coding region: 314-3910 (1198 amino acids)
Cellular component (GO): lysosome
Molecular function (GO): cysteine-type endopeptidase activity; cysteine-type endopeptidase inhibitor activity
Source: RefSeq, a predicted model, not a curated record